AGGUAAGUUAGGUACUUAUAUCUUAGCAGGCCUUUAGACCAAUUAAUUUUGGCAGCCUGGCUUAGCAUCAGAAGUUUUCUUGCUUCCUGGGUGAUGGAUUGCAGGUAAGGUACGCUACGCUAAGCUUCGUAGGUACAUCGAUAGCUGUUGCCUCCAACAGCAGCAAGGUACCCCACCAUCGUCAUACCUUUCCUUUCCUUCUACACCUCCUACUUCCAACUUCAACAUCUACAUCUGCAUCUACAUCACGCAAACAGUCUAUCGCUCAACCCAUCAUCAUUUCAAUAUCGAGACUAUCAAGAGAAUAGCCCCGCAAGUGAAGGAGAGGCACAACAUCAUCCCCCAUCCAUAAGAAAAGCUAGGUAAUAACUACAUCGUCCGACAAUGUCCAAGCGUAUCACAAAGGAAUUCGCUGAGAUUUCUCAAAACCCGCCUGAGGGUUUCACCGUUUCCCUCCCACCUGAUGAGUCCAUCUACACCUGGCAUGUAACGCUCACGGCACCUGAGUCAUCUCCCUACUACCCAGGCAAAUUCGGAAUCGUCCUGACCCUGCCAACUGGGUACCCCUUCAAGCCGCCUGUCGUCAAGUUCGUCACUCGGAUCUAUCACCCCAACGUCACAAACGACGGCCAAGGCAACAUCUGCCUUGGCCUCCUCAAGCCCGAUGCUUGGAAACCUAGCACGCAGCUCCGCGCCGUUCUCGAGGGCCUUCGUAAUCUCCUAGAGGAGCCCCAGAUCGACAGCCCUCUUGAGGAGCGCAUUGCUCAAGAGUAUCAGAACAACCGUGCCGAGUUUAAUAAAACCGCCAAGAAACAAGUUGAGCAGUAUGCAAUGGGUUCACCUGAUUUCCCUCCAGUUGCCUAGAAUGACAGCCAUGGAAACAACGGGUGCUGCGCCGUAAUACCAGGACCUUUCGGUAUAGAUGCUACGUCUGCGCCUCCCGCUCCUGCACCUCAAUCGUAUUUCAGACCACAAAUACCAGUAACAAGGCUGAGACACGUUACACACCCUAGAAUGCUACACCCCCCAUUGCCUUUGGACCAUCAAAGUCCACAGCAGAGAGAAAAGGCAUGGGAAAUCAUGCAGGAAGUAGCACAAAGACAACUAGAAUAUGACCAACUCCGGACUGAUUUAGUGGAAGAUAUCAUCACAUCGACUUACGAGGGGGAGGGGGAGCGACAAGAGCGAGGAAGGUUCAGAAACUGGUUGCGUGGCAUCAGGAGGCGUCUUGCUAGGUGUCUUGGGAAUUUUAUAGCGAAUGCUUGAAAAGGGCGAGAUCAGCUAAAUGGAAUAGCGAACACACAUGAUGUAUCUUGAUGCCUCUCCAGGCUUUCUAUCGGUAUAUCAUUAUUGGAAAGGAAAAUCCAGAUGAACUACAGCGACGAAAGACGACUUCUCUCUCAUCACAAAGUCCUCCAGAUCAUCGUGAGCUCAUGUAUAUCAGCUAAUCUUUGCCAGUUCUUUGGCGUCGUGGCAAAAGACGUGCCAUGGUAUACGUAGAAUUUCUCAAGGGCGAGCCUGUCGGAUGAAUGGAAAUGUGAGAUCUUAGUCCCAAGUGACAGAAAUCCUAGAUCAGAUGUGUUUAGUAUGACAAACGCUCAACUUUGACACUUUAUUUUUUGCGUCCUUCUGAGAAUACUCCAGUCUCAAGGUCAGUGUCAGUGUCAGUGUCAGCAUACCUAUUCAAUCCUUCUCAGUUAUUUCAGCGCAACAUGGCUGAUUUUUGUCUCACUUUUGGCCAUGCUCACAAGACUCAUCAUGAGACAUUAUCAUUUAUCACGAGUAAAUAUCCCGAUCACCUUGUCUCAGACAGAUCGAAGCGUGUGGACAACGGUGGGACAUCAAUAGACCUCGCGCGGAGGCAAAGAGAACAGUCAUGUAAUUAUCUUUCAUUCCAUUAGGGUAUCAAAAAAGGUUUUCCCCCAAAUCUACUCCUCGACAAUAAGGUUCUACCCAGUUCAUACGUAAUUUUCCCCCCAUCUAUAUGAAAAUCAGACACCGCCUGGCUUUGCCAGUCCUUUGCAUCCUAGCCAUGCCUCCCUCCGUAAGAAGUCUUUUUCUUCCCUACAAGAGUGCUGUGAGGUUGGUGGUGCUUUUUUUGUCUUGUCGCAAUGCAGCCGUAAACCAUCGUCAUCAAGUAUAAAACAAUGUUCCUUUUUUAGGUUCCAUUCCAUCCUGUACAUUCCAGCCGUCCAACGCUGAUCCCUCCCCGCUGCUUUAAGACAUUGUGAACGAGCUCCCCCUGAUAUUGGGGUAGCUGAAAAAGAAGUAAAGGAAAUUUUGAAAGGAAGGUUGAGUAUGAAAGUGAAUAAAGAAAAAAACGAAGACAUAAUGCCGGCUAAAUCGAGAAAUAGACCAUGCCUUCCAUUGAAACGCCAUUCCAUGAUAAGGUUCGGUGGCUCGCACCUGUUUCAGUGCGAGCCAGGGUGUACCGAAAUGAGAAAGAAGAUGAGGUAGUAAAAGGAGAUAUUGAAGGAGUGUUGAAGGGUUGAGGUGAUGUGAUAAUGUUGACGCGGCUCAGACGUUUAAUUUCCUGGUGUUUCGGGUCGGGGUAGACAGUGGUGGCUGUUCUCCGACUCCGACUAUCCCACGUUCCACGUCUUGCCCUGACGGACUCGAUCCAGCUGCGCCUUAGCUCGUCGUUGCUGACGCUUUUCGUCAAUCUGGACCUGGCUGAGGUGCCCGAAGCCAUUCCGUCGUUUGAAGCAAGCCUCCAUAAGGGCGUUAGCGUCGAUCAGCCGGCGAGGCAUUGAUUGCACGACACCAAACAUUUCCAUAGGAUCGGCUACAGCCCGAAUCUCGCUCUCACCCAGCUUGAAGAUGGCUAGUGCAAUGCGGAACAGAGUCUUGGAACCCUCGUAGAAGAAGACAUCCCACACGCGGAGAGUAGUCUCAAUCGGGAGCGUUCCAAUGAAGCAACUCAUAAACCAAGCCGUCAUGCAAAGAGUGAUUGGUGGAAGUCGGUCAGUUGGUGUUGACAUGCGUGCGAGUUCCUUGCGACGCGAACGAGUGAGGCGAAUGGAUUUGCUUGUCGAGGGUCGUGAGUUGGGAUCAGCCUCAAGCUCGCCACCGACCUUAUCCCAGACGGCAGGCAUGGAGGUACGCAUCUCAGUCAUGAGAACGCCCAGAUCAAUCUUGGAGCCCUCGAGACUCAUCUCAUGGGUACCGGGGAGGUAGAUGCGUGUAAUGACAUUGAGAAGCCAAAAGCACUGCUCCUCAGUGUCAACAAACAGAAGGAGAAGACCAGCAAGGAAAUUCAAGCUCUGGCAGUAUCCGAUCCGAGGGUUGUAGACAGCAAAGGCAUGGAGCACGCGGCGAAGAGAAGUGAUGAUUGGUGUCUCUCCGUCCACAUUGGGAGGCGAUGGGCUAGAGCCCCGAGUAGAGUCCGACAUUGUUGAUUGGCUUUCUCUAGCGCUGCUCGAUGCCGUGUCCAUCCCGCCGGGGGGCUUGAACUUAAUGUUGUCAGGGAAUGUCCGAUGCAAAUCUCGCUCGAUAGCUUCAGCAUCAACGUCCUUAGCUCGCUUAGUUGUUAGCUUAUCGUAGAGACCCGAGUGCUUUGCCAGAAUGGCGGGACCACCAGCGUAGUAGAACCAAGCUGCACCGCGCCAUUCCGGAGGAAUGCCCUUGCGAACAAAGCGUUUUGUCUUUGCGUUGGGAGCAGGGAAUCGGUUGGGGUGAUCUGUCAUGAGAGCAUUAUCCUUGAGGUAGGCAUUCCACUUCUUCCGACGGCGUGCCAGGUACUCGGUGUAUCCAGCAUUCCAGGUAUCAUAUUGCUGCCGCGUCACGUACUGGUUCUCCUUCUUGAAGCCGUAUCGGUCACGAGCGCCAGGGUCCUCGGGCUCGACAGGUUCAGGUGCAACAACAGGUGGUGGAGGGGCGUAUACUGGCUCAGGUACAGGCUGAGGCUCAGGAAUGGGUGCGGGUGCUGCUGUCGGUGUUGGUUCAGGUGCGGGCUCCGAAGCGUAGCCCAUAUUGCGUCCAGAUUCAGGGGUUUCGGGUCGCUCGGAAGGCUCACCAACGGGUGAGAGGGGCGCGGAGACAGGUGGUGCGCUUGUGGGAGUUGAUUCGACAGCGGAAGAAGGUUGUUCAUUGAGAGAAGGCUCAGAGUCCAAAGACUUGGCCGAAUCUCGCUUUUCGUUCAUUCCGCGACCGUAGUUUUCGGCGAUAUGAGGAACUGAUGAUGUGAAGGCUGGAUGGGUGAAGAUCAUCUUGGACAUCCGAAUCUCCAUGUCAAGGGUCGAGUUGGACUCUUGAACCUUGCGUUGAGGAAAAUCCUCGUCAUCUGCAUCGUCUCUGAUGCUGUGUCGCUGAUCCAUGUUUGAGGUUGAUGUCACGGGGCGAGAAUUUCUGUUGUGAUGAUCAGGGUAGUGCACGUCGUCUUCGUCGUCGUCGAAACCUUGCUCGUACAUGCCCAUAACAUCCUCAAGGCUCGGUUCGUCGUGUUCGGGGUCGUUGUCGUUUUCAGGGUUGACUUCUUGCUCCCCUUCGCCUUCAGGGCUCGGAUAUAAUGAUGUAACGGAGCUGUCCUUUGUAAGGACGCUACUUCUCUCAGUUACUGCAGUUCCUGGAGCAGUAGAUUCUGUGAAUUGAGAGCGAAAGCUCGAUCUAAAUUCUUCACCACUCAUCCACGGGGCGACGACAGGGCUCGGUGAGGCCGACCCUGGGUUGGAGUAGCUUAAUGGUGGCCGUGCGGCGGAAGCUGUCGCACCAUUGGCCGUCCGAGCACGGGGCGCUCGAGGCUCAUAAAAGUCGUUGGAAGGUGGAGAUAGGACCGAGUGGUAGGUAGAUGAAGACUGACAAGAUGAAACUGAAGGACCGCGGGGACGUGGAGGAGGAGGCCAUAAGGGAUGUUGCGAAGGUGAUACAAGCUCCAGGUACUGGUCGGCGGGAUUGAGGCCGGGGGUAGAGGGCGAUGUAGCGGUCGCAGUCGCGGUAGCGGUAGCGGUAGCCAGGGUACUGUGGACUGGUCGUAGCUUAGGCGCGUCUGUCAUUGGCUGGCGGAUACUUUGCUUCCGCGGCCGCGAGAAGUUCUCCACGGUGGGUGGCAGGCUGUCGUAGGCGCGCAGGUCAGCCAGUGACGAUUUGGAUGUCAGAAAUGUCGGAGACGUGUUUCGAGAUUCGACGGGAGUGCUUGCCGCAGUAUCGUAGCUUAAAGGUGAGGGCGAGUGCGGAGAGUCAAAUGGUGAUCCUGCUCGUUGUGAUAUUGACUGUCCAAGAAUAAAUCUUGAAGGGUUUGACAUUGAAUCCCAUCUUGGUGAAACUGGCAAAGGAGGUAAAUGUGACAGAGACUCAUCAGAGGGUUGGCGAGUAUGUCGGUAGGCUGAUCCAAACGGCACUAUCUGAACCCGAGGAGAUGCUAACGGAGACAUUGAUGGUGAAGUCAUAGGCGAGGCAUAAGGUGAUGCAUCACUUGUCGAGGUACCUGGUGCAAGGCUACUGUUCUCACUAUCCCGUUGUCGAUUACCAUAAAAGGCAAACUUGCCUCGGGUUGCAUGUGGUGAACCCGGAGCGUCGGGUACAGAAAUAGCGAGGGGAGUCAUGGUGUGAUGCACUUGGCAGUCGUGGAAUCAGAUGCUGCUGCUGGGCGCCAGAGGCUGGCAAAAACUAUGGUCGCCCAGCGGGCAGGUAUAAAUUUGCUUACAAAACGAAGUUUCGCUUUGUGUGCAAGGGUAUCGAAUUUUUGGUCGUGUUCGUCGUUUCGUCGGUGAUGCAGUUGGUAGCGUUCAGUUAGUCACUGUACUGCGUCCUCCGGCAAGGUGCGCCGACCGUAGCAGCGCAGAUAUCUGAAAAUGAAGAGAUCGUAUUUGAUAAAAUGUAGCAAUAGCUCUUGGCCAUUGCUGUCGGUUCUAGAACAAGGUAUUCGAUCCGUAACUGGAAUUUGGCAAAGGCUGGGCCAGAAGCAAAAAAAGCGGUUGCUUUGGUGGUGAAGGUUUCGGCGGUUCGUGAGCGAGGGUCGAGUGUCGUUCCAGAGUUUCGAAACAAGCCGCACAAAAAAUGAUGGCAAGAACCUCAGUCACAAGCACAGCUAUCUAACCAAGAAGUCGAUCGGUGUUGAAGAACGAAUGCGAGAAAGAGUUGGUCUUUGGAGAAAAGGCGGAUUCGGUGUGGGCUGGUCAAAGGUAUGAUUCCUGUGGAAAAUGAUGGGUGUCGAGAGAUGGACCCCACGGUUAGGUUAAAAGAAAGGACGCCGAAUUUCGCCUUGACACAGACAAAACAACCCAGCCGGCAUCCAGUUCCAGCUUCGAAAGUGAUGAGAAGAACAAAUGAAUGGCUUCAGCCUGUGCUCAGGUCCAGGUCCAAGAGUACAUUAAGAACGAAAAACUCGCAAAUACGCAAAGAAAGCACAGCCAGCACCCUGCACGGAGCGUUAACUUUCUGUACAGGGACGGGGAAGCCGGAUUGGAUUGGCAGGGCGGGUAGGUUGAAUUUCAACGACAAGGAUAUUCCGCAGCCCCAGCCCAGGCCCAAAAACCAGCCGACAGGGGGGGUUAUUCGUCGCUAACAGCACCAGCAGGGGAGCUUGGGCGCCGCUGUUAUGAGAAGUCCGGCUCUAAAGGGAGACGAGAUGUACCCAAACGAGUGAUUGAACCGAGAAUCGGAGGUUGAAUCGAUUUGCAAACUUGGAAGUCGAGAAGCUAGAGGGAGGAAGCUCGGUCGUGCAUUUAUUUUGUUGUUGUUUGUCUGAAUGGGGGAGUAUAUCAGACAAAAGUCUUGGGCGGAGUGAACAGCCCGGACGGAGAGAAAUCCAGGGAACAGAGAAAUGAGACAAGGGAGAGCGACUGGACUCACUCAGAAGAGCCACAAAGUCGCAGUUAUUGCAGUAGCAGGUGGCGCGGGGAAUGGAAGAAACGAGACGAGACCCAAGCAAGAAGCACAUCAAAAGUAAAAAUUCAAUGGUGGUUCUAUCCACCAUCUACCACCCAACAAGGCAGCCCAGCCCAGGCAGAGGGAGCAAAGGGGCUCGAGGUUGACAAAAAAGAUCGAACGAGGCCCUCCAAGCUAAAAUUCCAUGUGAUUUGUACGACUGUGACCGUUGGGUUUGUAUGGUCUGCGGCGCAUGCCUCGUGGCUUUCACUUUCACUGUCACCCUGCCCUGCGGCGUCUUUUCCGUUUGGUCCAUCCUGUUUGUCACCCUCCUUCUUCCUCGACUCUAUCCCACAUCUAUGACCAAGACGAAAAUGAGUCGACCAAGAGGUCACAGACAACACCAUUGGCCGAAUGGUGCCCCCGGGGAAGCAACUCUGGUUCUUUUGCUGGGUCCUUUCAGCUGGGAAGGUCUCUUUUUCGCACGCUAAAUUUGCUGGUGAGAGGGGGGCCAAUAUCGAGUCAGUUGACCUAAACAGGCCUGGAUGGCGGGGGGUCUGGGUCUGGGAAUGAGAGCAAGGGUGAUUUCAUGGAACCAGGUUUGGGAGAAUAGAGAAACAAACAGUCAGUCGAGAUCGAAUUGGUUGGUUCAAUGGCGUAAUCAUGGAGGAAUAUGCUUAUUGGUGUUGUGAUACUGAGAGGCUUGUGAGAAACAGGGGUUCUAACGGCUCAUGUCAUAUGCGAAAACGGUGCCU
Fusarium odoratissimum NRRL 54006 is the source of this 7559-nucleotide messenger RNA. Its product is annotated as ubiquitin-conjugating enzyme E2 D/E. The transcript has 3 exons. Bases 385 to 864 code for a protein of 159 amino acids. The record is from RefSeq and is a predicted model, not a curated record. Lineage: Eukaryota; Fungi; Ascomycota; Sordariomycetes; Hypocreales; Nectriaceae.